Molecule: messenger RNA, 8595 nt
Organism: Labrus mixtus (cuckoo wrasse)
Lineage: Eukaryota; Metazoa; Chordata; Actinopteri; Labriformes; Labridae
Product: AP2-associated protein kinase 1-like
Exons: 20
Coding region: 881-3541 (886 amino acids)
Biological process (GO): protein phosphorylation
Molecular function (GO): protein kinase activity; ATP binding
Source: RefSeq, a predicted model, not a curated record
AUCCGCGCGUCAACAGCAACAGCUAGGAUGUUGCGAUAUCGCUGGCAGCCAAAGAUUGCUGUGGUUGCAGAGAUUAGGCUGCUGGGGUUUUAACCUCUGACUGACGUUUUGGGGAUUUUAAAUUGUGUGGUUUCGUAUUUGUAGCUACAGUUGCAACGUACGUAGGUUGUAGUUCCCUGUCAUCAAUAAUCGUUUUGUUUGUAGAGGGGCUGAAACGCGCUAAACGUUAGCUUUCUGAAACCAUAGUUUUUAUCGUAAAUGGGAGCAAUUAAAUAGCUUGACGGGUAGCUAUGUGCCAUGUAACGGUCGCUACACUUGGCUAAGGAUGGAAAUAUUUUUUCGGGCAACGCUACCAAACGAAUUACACUGCGGAUAUCUCGCACUGAAGACAGUAUCUUUAGAGGAUAACCUGGGUAACCUUACACGAAAUGUCAUAGCGCGUAAGUAGCUAGCACUUAGCUAGCUCUGUAACGACCGGACGAGAUGGAGAAGGACCUAAUGUUAUCAGCAGCAGCAGCCGGCCGUGAGCAGCUGGAUGGAUAGCUAAAGAGAGACUUUCUCCGGAGAUGCUUUAUGCUCCUGGGUGGUGUAAUUCACUUACAUAACAGCUAGCCGCUUCAAGCUACCACCAACUAGCGUGUGUUGUCAAGCAAAUGGGAAUUUUGCCACCAAAAAUCUGGGUUAUCUCAAAAUCAUCAUAGGUGGCAAAUGGAUCACUGCAUGUUUUGAGGCUGUAAAUAGACUUACUUGAAGCUUCGGACCCUUUUAUGUGCACAGUCUGAUCUGUAUUGUCUAUCUAGUGCAAUAAUUAACUACACAGGACACAAGCAGUUCAUCUGUGUUUCUGUGAUUGAGUUACUCCUCCCGUCGUUGCGACAACAUGAGGAAGUUCUUCGAUUCCCGUCGGGAGUUGGUGAGCUCCGGGCCUGGUUCUGGAGGAGGAGGUUGCAGCUCUGGGUCCAGCCAUGCAGGCGGAAAUUUCAUUGGCAAAGCCUUCACUGUCGGGAAGCACCAAGUCACUGUGGAGGAGAUCAUUGCUGAAGGUGGUUUUGCGAUUGUUUUUCUUGUGAAAACAAAUCAGGGGGUGCGCUGCGCCCUGAAGAGAAUGUAUGUCAACAAUGAGCAUGAUCUGCAAGUGUGCAAGUGCGAGAUUCAAAUAAUGAAAGACCUUGUCGGUCACAAGAAUAUUGUUGGUUAUCUAGACUCCAGUAUCACAGCGAUGGGAUCCCGGGAUGUAUGGGAGGUUUUUAUUCUGAUGGACUACUGCAAGGGAGGGCAGGUGGUCAACUUGAUGAAUCAGAGGCUGCAGACCGGCUUCACAGAGGCAGAGGUGCUGCAGAUCUUCUGCGACACCUGUGAUGCCGUUUCUCGCCUGCACCAGCGCAAGACACCUAUCAUCCACAGAGACCUUAAGGUGGAGAACAUACUGUUGCAUGACAAGGGUCAUUAUGUGCUGUGUGACUUUGGCAGCGCCACCAACAAGUUCCAGAGCCCGCAGACUGAAGGAGUGGCCACAGUAGAAGAGGAGAUCAAAAAGUACACUACUUUAUCAUAUCGUGCCCCAGAGAUGGUGAACCUCUACAACAAUAAGAUUAUCACAACGAAAGCAGAUGUCUGGGCAUUGGGCUGUUUGCUGUACAAGUUGUGCUUCUUCACUUUGCCCUUUGGUGAAAGCCAGGUGGCCAUCUGUGAUGGCAGUUUCACAAUUCCUGACAACUCCCGCUACUCUUAUGAUCUUCACUGCCUCAUUCGGUACAUGCUGGAGCCAGAUCCCGACAAACGGCCAGAUAUCUAUCAGGUGUCCUUCUUUGCUUUUAAACAAGCUCAUCGGACCUGCCCCGUUCAGAAUGUGAAGAAUUCUCCGAUUCCUACUAAACUUCCCGAGCCAAUCAAAGCGAGCGAGGCUGCUGCAGCAAAGAAGAGCCAGACUAAACCCAGACUGACAGAUCCAGUCCCCACCACUGAAACCUCCAUCACCCCUCGUCAGAGGCCCAAAGCAGCCCAUACUCAGCCUGCGGCUGGCAUCCUACCCAUCCAGCCUGCUGCUCUCACCCCUCGCAAGCGGGCUAAUCUCCCUGGUGGUGCGGCUCAGCCUGUGGGAGUGAGCUUAGACCUCUCCCAGCCAGCUGCAGCUCUGCUGUCACAGAAGGCUCAGACUUCAGCUCUGCCUCUCAUCCAGUCACAAAACAAUUCAAGUCAGGCUGCAGCUCUGCAGAAACAGCCGGUGCAGACAGUGGCAGCUCCAGCAGCAGAGAAUACACCAACAGCAGCAGCAGCGGUCGUGUCACCAGUGAUCAAAGCUGACAUCCAACCUCAAGCACAGCCAACAGUUCAGCAGCAGACCACACCUCUCUCUGCGGUCAGUGCCCCCUCCCAGCAGGCUGAUCAGACUCCAUCAAGUCCCGCCCCUCCUCAGCGCCCGGCUCGACGUAAGCAGCCAGGCCCAGCUCCGCAGCCAGGGGCUCAGGCUUCACCCACCAAAACUGCUCCGCAGGUAUCUCAGCAGCAGGCUCCGCUCCCCUGCACCGACAUCAGCCAAAAAGCAGCGGAGAAUACUCCACCCGCUUCUCCAAAGACUUUUGAAGAACGAGGCCAUCAACGCACACCAAGUGAUGCCACGCUGAGCAGUGUUACUGGUGACUCCACACAUCAACCACAGGAAGUUAACAGAGAUGCUGCUCUGAACCAAUCACUUACAUCUCCACCAAACAGCACUCAGCCUGCUGUUGGUGAUGCAGGCCAGGACCCGAGCAAAGCCGGAUCAACAAACACCCCCACACAGCCUGCAUGGAACCCGUUUGACGACGACAACUUCUCCAGCCUCACUGGAGAGGAAGUCAGAGGUGAUGAAGCAAAGCCUGCUGAUUUACCUUCAGAAAUCGAGCCAGCACCCUCUGAGGUUCUGAUUCCAGGCCUGCAGGCCUCGACUGAAGAAGAUAUAUCGCAAGAAAGCGCUGAAAAACCAUCAGCCAUUGUUGAUGUGGAUUCGGGGGCUUCGCUGUUGGCUCUGCCGGAUGCUUUCUGUUCCCUUGAGCUGUCUGAUACACCAGAGAAGCUGAUUGAGGGGCUCAAAUCUCCAGAACCCUCCUCACUCAUGCUUCCCGACCUCUUGUCAUUGUCUGACCCCUUCGGUGGCUCUGUGGAGGAGUCUGCGAAAGACCCUCUGACUGCCGACGACUCUCUCCUGGGCUGCUCUCUGAUCUCUGGUCCGUCCGCCCCUCCGGCAGCGAGCAGCACCACCUCCUCCGUCUCCUCGGCUCCCACCUCUGCUGCCUCUGCUUUGGAUGAUUUCAGCCUGCUGUCUGGAGACUCUGGACAGCCUAAAGCAGACUCGUCUCUCCUGAUCUCAGACUUCGAGUCCCAGCAAGUGGGUGCAGCAGAGGCUGGCGAAGAGGACGAGUUUGAUCCCAUUCCCGUCACAGGCAGAAAGAACUCCCAAGUUUCAGGAGGCCACUCGCGCAGUAACAGUGGCGGCUCUGAAUCCAGCCUGCCCAGCUUGGCUCGCUCCAUGAUGCUGGUGGAUCAGCUCAUCGACUUGUAGGCGCCCAACCAGCCCCCCUCCCCCUCCCCCCCCCCCUUCCGUAGAAGCUGUAACACUGGAUUAUAGACUGGCAUAGCAUAACAGCAAUUGACACUGUUGCCAUAACUAGCUUCCUGCACCCUCCCUCCAGCUGUUAUCUCCAUUCUAGCUGCCACAGUAGAAACAGCCUGUCAGUGCUUCUUCAUCCCCGCCUGCUCUGCCGAAUCGACCGCAUUAUCUGCCUCUCCUCACCUCUCAUCUCUUUCUCUCUCUCACUUACGUCCUCUCUUUGUUUAAUUCUCUACAUAUCAUGUAUCGUCCAUCUGUUCAAGAGUGGCCAGUAGACUAACAUCAUCCUUUCUAAACAUAUCUCCGUCAAUCACCAGAUAAUAUUGCUAUCCCAUUUGUUUGAACAAUAUUGCAUUAUGUCUAAUAGCAAACAAUAGAAGAUCAUUGUUGUGAUGUACAAUAGGCAUAGUUAUAAGUGGUUGUAGUUAUUAUGGUGCACAAGUGAACUUGUCGUCGUAUGCCUUUUUAAAAUUCUCCUGCCCUGAUUUAUUUGCACAUUUUCGAGUCGAACCAUGAAAAAGUGAAGAGUUUAUUUCUUCUGUUAAAGGGAAACUUAGUCAUGUAGCCUGAUUUUCACAGUAGCAUAAAUGUGACCUCUGUCAGGGCUGGUGGAUGGAAUUUAUUUAGCUGCUAUAGAUUAGACUGAAGAGGACAUCAAAUUAACUGAAUGAUUGGAAACAAACAGCCAUAACAUAACGUCAUUGUUAACAGGACACUGAGGGUCAUUUCACUCAAAGGACAGCUUUGGCACUACAGCGCAUGAGUGUCUGCAAGUCAAUGACAGACACAGUUUGAAGUGCCCUUAGUGAGUAAGUAGCAGAUAUGUUUGCAGCCACCUGUGAGAUACAACCAUCUCCCAUUUGAAAAUGAGCUGAGGGACCUUUCUCAAACCUCUCCCUUCACACUUCCCCUCCAUUUGCGCUCUCGUGUUGGACGGUCUGCCGUCAUUGAAUGCCGUCCAAAAUCUCUUGAGUGUGGAGUGAGACUGACUAUUUUUUAAAAUCCUCAAACAGCAAGUCUGCGACGAUGCUCCCUUACUGAACAGGUGUAACCACUAUUAUUGUUCAUCAUGGUAGACGAUCCGUGCAUAAAUGUUUUUUUUUGUUAUCACCCACACAAACUUAAACACCUCUGAAUAAGAUUUUUUUAGUAUAAUACAGAAUUUUUUUUUUUUUUUUUUUUUAAAUCUAAAAGUUUAAUUCAAGAUUGUAUAGUCUUGAAAACGGUACAUGUGAAGACCGUGAAGUGUUUAUGUUGUAUAUUUAGAGGGACUUGCAAAAACGUAUCAUCUUAUAAUCAUCAAAUUGAAUCGAUAAGCUGUUACAGAAAGCAAAGCCACUAAGAACAUAGAGAGUUUUAUGUCAUAUAUAAGAGGAGGAUUUUAAUGAGUCUGCCUGGUGGUAUUUAUGUAGACAACAUGUUAUUUGAGUGGUUUUGCAUAAAACCAUGUUUCGUAAAGUUCCUGUUUCUGUGGGCGUGAGGGGGAGUUUGUCCCAAAACUUGCUGCUGUCUUCACACCCUCCACCUGAACAAAGGAUACUUCACCCAUCGGUGGGCGUGACGUCAAACAGAGCUCAAACUGUGCUGAGUGGGGAGGGAUUGGUUUGAGAAAGACCCGAGGUCAGGCGCAUUUGUGACAGAUUAUGCCAAUGACCGACCAAAACGUGAUCUGAAGUAAAUUGCAAAGUAUUUCCCUGCAUCUUUAGAAACAGGUAGUAACAGGCAGGUGGGCCUACUCCUGUUAAAAUCUGUCAUAGUGAUAGCAACAGCACCUGGCUUUAUAAAGUAAUGUGAGAUAACCAUGUCAUAGUAACAUAUGACCUCAAUAAGACGGCUACAAAUAAUUGAGGGGCUGAAGAAGACCUUUUUGCGCCUUGCGCCAUCGUUUGCUUCCAGAUUGUUUGUUACUGGACUAACAGAAGGUGGUCUGACAUGCUGUUAAUGCAUCUGCACCAUGCGCUAUAUAAAAGUUUUUAUUGGUCUUUAAAAAAAAAAAACAUCUAGAUCAGCCUAAGCAGAGAAGUGCCAGGAAAUAAAAUGAAGAAUAAGAAUAGUAUAAUAUGUGGCACAAAGGACAGAUGAUUGGACCUCUGACAGUAAACCAGCUGAACUCUGAGUUUAACAACAACACAUACAGUAUGAUUUCCAAACAUUCACUGGCACCUGCUUUCAUUUGCUGUUAUUCUUGUAAGCAACAGUUUGUUACAGAAUACUACAAGGGAAUUAUCUGGAUCAUAACAGUAUGUACAGGAGUGUGCCAUAUCAGUAGAAAAUGCAUGAACUCAUGAGAAUAAUUUAAAUAAUCAACAUAAGUAGGAAACAGUAGAAUUAAAGUAGUUAUUAUAUAGAGAUCAUAAGUGACUCUGGGUCAUUUUUUGGGCACAAACAGAUGAUUAAUAUGGCAAUUUUCAAAAAUGAUUCUCACUCACUUCUAUUCGUUCUUAUGUCACCACAAACAUUCAUCCUGCAUUGUGCAAUCCUCCCGACAUUCCUGUCAUUUGUUUACUCCUAAUUUAUGUAAAUAGAUAUCUGUUACCCCUGCAGGCUCCUCUCCAGACCAUACAAGUGGUGUAUAUAUGAAGUCCUUGUCAUAAAGCUUUACUUGUGAGAAACAUAUUGCUUUACUGGUGAAAUCUCGUAUACAUAUCUUUGUACAUACACUCUGUAUGUGGAUAUAUAUAUGAGCCAUAAAUGACAUGGUUUUCCUGUUAAUAAAUGUUAAUAUGAAUAGAGUGUUAGAGAAUGAAUGUAAGAAAUAAAUAUUAGUCUAUAAUUCAAAAAAAAAAUCUAUGAUUCUUAACACCAUAAUCCAAUGAAUAAUAUUGAAGAAUAUAUACAUAUUUCAUUCCUCUUUGUGGAAUUGUGUGUUGAGAAAGUUUUUUUUCUUGGUUAUAUCUGCUCUAUAAUUGUCGGUACUUUAUAAUGUAUAGAUGAUAAUCCCGGUCUUUGUUCAACCUGGAGGUACGGCCUGAUCCCAUGUCUUAUUCCUCCUCCUCUGUGAAAAAGAAAAAGUGAGCCUGUGUUAUGUUUGUUAACGUAAACCUAUGAAGGAUUAUAUUUUUUAUUCCAAACAGUUAAGAGUUUUCUGGGAGAAAAAAAGGCAAAAAAAAAAAAAAAAAAAAAGAAGUGGGGCGCUGAACAUCUAAAAAAACUGUUUCAUUUCAUUGCUGAAGUAGAACUUUUCUUUUGAAUCGUGCUCCGUAAAGCUUUGUUUUUUGCUUUACCCGGUUGUUCUUUAUUAUUUUUUUUUUUUAGUGAUCACAGAGUUCAUAUGAAAAAGCAUGGCAGUGUUGUUGAAUGUUCUGUUCACGUGUGUUGAUAUACAGUGUUAAGAUAAGUAUGUGUGAGUGUGCGUGGAGUCAGAAUUGUUGGAUGUGAAUUUCUGGUAGCCUACUUGUGUUGUUGUUAGCUGCAAAACAUGGCGACGCUUGUGAACCACGUUGUCAUUAAAAUCUCUUCUGAAAGCACAGCCCCCCCCCUCCCCCUCCUCUAAAUUCUCUCAGGAAGUUAGAGCCACAUCCUUCUCUCUGAGACUGCUCCUUACUGUGCGCUGAAAGUCUGAGCUCCAUAUUACAGUUUAGAGAACUACUUUGUUAGGUGACAUGCGAGGGGCUCUGUAACGUGUGAAAGGGUUAAAAGGUACAACACUGCUGCUGCAGCAUCCAAUCAGCUGCCCAGGGUUUGAAAUAUCAGCUCCAAUCAGCAAUAUAAGUGUUUCUGUAGGAUCAAACAAAGUUAUUUUUCUUCCCACACACAUCACAGUAGGAAGACUACCUCCAUCUUUUUGCCUUUUUCAUUUUGUCUUGUUAAGAAUGAAUCUUUUUAGCAUGCUGUACGAUCCACUUAAAGCUCCUGUGAGAAGAUUUCAGCCAAUGAAACAGAUUGAAAUGAAAACCAUUGUCUCUCUAUGAAGUGCAAAAGUAAACAAGACCAUCAGCAACAAAAUUGAUUAUUUCUAUUAAUUUUUUUCUGGAUGGCUGUAAACGCUGCCGCGGUGUAGUUAAAGUCAUGUGAAGUUAUUAUCUCCAGCUGCUGAAUCAGGAAAGAUUCUUGAUGCGUUAUAGGUUUCUCUGUUAAAACAAAGCAGGCUGCAUACAAUCAGCAUAGAGAUAAAAGGGGUUGCAUGGUCCCCAGGGGGCGCCAAAAUCAACACAAACCGAAAGUUCCUCACAGAAGCUUUAACAUACUCCUCUCUGGAAAGUACAGUUAAAAUAAUAACUCCUCAUAACAUUGAAAGAUUUUAAAAUAAUGAACAUAUCAGUAACGGCUUUGCUAAGUGCUAAUAAAGAAGAUAACUCGUUAAAAGUUUACAGAUGCUAGUUAGAAGUUAUCCUAUUACUGUACAUACAUUCAAUAUGUAUGAUUAUAUUUAAAAUGACUGAACUCAAGACAGCAGCAGAAAGAUAAAUCACAGUGAAUCUCUGAUAACUGAAUUUAAGCAAAUUACUUACAUUCAGGAGUUUCAUGAACAUAUCUUGUUUUUCUGCCCAUCUCAAUUUUGACCGUAAUUUACCUCCAAUCUUGAGAGUACUUGGAGUAGAGUUUGUGAGAAGAUAAAGGAGUGUGUGGUAUCAGAGAAACACUCUCCUGGGUGUAUGACUGUGGAGACUGCAUGUACAGCUGAAGGUGUUUUGUUUUUGUUUUAUCAUCUUCUUUAUGAUCCUCUCAUUGAACGACUCCCAACAUUAGCAGUCACUGUUUGAACCUAUGCAACUCCCGAGCUUUCUCCCUGUAGCCGCCAAUGUGCUGUCGUGAUCGAUUAAAGCUAAGCAAAGUAGUGAGAUUAGUCCUCGAUGUGAAACAGAAGCCCCUCAUCUCCUCUGUUGUUCUGCCAAAUACGAACGCUGUCGAUUUCUCUGAAAACUAUUUGAGUGUUUUGAGACGCCUCUUUGUCUUUACGGCCCAAACCUGCGUCAGAGCUGUGGUAUCAUGUGCUCCUUCUAUUUUUGUGAGAUAAUUAAAGAAUUAUAAAGGGAUGGCAAAUAAAAUACAAAUGUGAAUGUCAA